AUGGCUAGCCCUCCUGUGCUAGCUUUCGAUGCUGAGGGCCGCCCAGUGAAGUUCGAAACCUGGCUAGAUGACCUACACCUCUUCCUACAGCUCUCUGCCAAGGAGGACAUCUCACUGUACGAUCACGCCCUAGGCCAUGCUCCUGCUCCUGCUGCUACUGCUGAUAGCACUGCCCGCUCACAGUGGCAGACUCGUGACGCCCACGCUCGCUUCGCUAUUCGCAACUCCCUGCCGAUAGAUGAGCGCGAGCACUUUGGGCAGCACAAGACUGCACAGGCACUGUACACUGCUGUCGUUGCCCGCUACUCCUCACCGGCCUCUGCCGCACUAGGCCGUCUCUCUCUUCCCUACCUGUUCCCCGACUUAGCCUCUUUCCACACAGUCGCUGACCUCAUUACGCACCUCCGCACUAGUGAGGCUCGCUUCUGCGCCGCCAUGCCUGAUGAGUUCCUUGCCAAGAACCCACCCCCGCUCUGGCUCACUCUCUACCACCUAGUCACCCGCCUCCCUGACACUCUGCGCUCAGUCAGGGACCACUUCCUAGCUCGCUGCCCCACUGAGCUCACCAUUGCCCUCCUCGAGAAGGAACUCCUUGCAGCUGAGGCUAGCAUAGUCGCUGUAGGUGCCUCUCGUGGCGACCCCCGUACCCCGUUCUUUGAGGGGUGUUCUCCUUCCCCCCUUCUUCCCUCUGUCGCCUCUGCUGCUGCUGUCGACCUCCUUGGUGCUGAGAAGGUCGGGACUGCGUCUGCUUCGAGCGGGCGCCGCAGCGGCAAGGGCAAAGGGGGCAAGGGCGGUGGCGGUGACAGCGGGGGAGGCGGUGGUGGGGGCGGUGGCGGCGGUGGGGGUGGUGGCGCGACUGGAGGGGCUAGUGGCAGCGUUGGGGGUGGUGGCGGCAGCGGCGGGGGAGGUGGCAGGGGCGGAGGCGGUGGUGGGGGUGGCGGUGGACGCGGCGGCGGCAGGGGUUGGGGUGGUCGAGGAGGUGGCGGCGGCGGUGGUGGUCGUGGAGGCGCUGGCGGUGGCCAGGGCCAGCAGCACACUCCGUCGCCCCAGAAGGUGCUGGUGAGGCAGCUGCUCUAG
Closterium sp. NIES-65 is the source of this 1077-nucleotide messenger RNA. The record is from the annotation of a GenBank genome assembly. NCBI's taxonomy places the organism in Eukaryota, Viridiplantae, Streptophyta, Zygnematophyceae, Desmidiales, Closteriaceae.